Messenger RNA from Aspergillus heteromorphus CBS 117.55, 1191 nucleotides. RefSeq lists its product as uncharacterized. The transcript has 3 exons. Gene Ontology annotation, cellular component: membrane. Gene Ontology annotation, biological process: transmembrane transport. Gene Ontology annotation, molecular function: transmembrane transporter activity. The record is from RefSeq and is a predicted model, not a curated record. The coding region runs from base 1 to 1191 and encodes 396 amino acids. Lineage: Eukaryota; Fungi; Ascomycota; Eurotiomycetes; Eurotiales; Aspergillaceae.
AUGGAUCAACAAAGUGACCAUAGGCGAUCGAAGCAUCUGCUUCUUUUGCUUUCUUUGACGGCCUUCCUCUUUUUCCUCGGAGAAAAUAUCCAACAAGCCCCGCGAACCCAGAUCUACGAGACAAUCAUCUGUGACCAAAUGAUACCAUGGAACUCGGAAACCCCGCCACCGAGUUCUAGAUGUAAAAGCAAGGUCGUUCAGGAAGAGUUGGCCUUCCUCAAGGGCACAGAGAGGCUUUUAGGGGCUCUGCCGACCAUCCUCGUGAUUCCGUGGAGUAUGUUCGCCGAAAGGUACGGCCGCUGCCGUUCGCUGAGAUUGGCGUUGCUGGGCGUUCUAUGUGAGGAAGCCUGGAGCUGUCUCAUCUGCUGGCUUUCAGACUUGGUUCCGAUUCGCCUCAUUCUACUGGCGCCCUUAUUCGAAGUGGUUGGGGGAGGCCCCGCCAUAAUUACCACCAUGAUCCAUCUGUUGGCCGCCGAAGUGACUACGGAUGAAAAGCGGACAACCACCUUCUUUGUCAUUCGUGCCAUGGGGAUUGCAGCAGCAAUGCUGGCCCAGCUCACCAGCUCGUUCCUGAUGAUCCGUAAUGUGUGGGUGCCGUGGGUUUUAGGACUACUCUGCAUAUUCCUCUCGACGCUUGCCGCUCCGUUUGAGUCAACCCCCGGCUUUCAGAUUCCUCCGGAUGAGACCCCUAUUCUACAGCACAGUGUGGGUCGUAUGGGUAGCUUGGAUCGGGAUAAUGUCCUUCUCAGUAAGAAAAAUGCUGGUAUAAAGUCUCGUUUCGUCUUGGCGGCGAAGCAACUCCACGAAGGCGCAAGGACUGUUUAUGGGAACUUCUCGCUUCUCGUCUUACUUGGACUGUCAUUUCUGGGUCAGUUGAGUGAGGACUCGCUGCCUAUGAUCCUGCUGCUUUAUAUUUCAAAACGGUUUGGGUGGGAAUUUGCGCAGGCCAACUUCCUAUGGGCCUUAGGAGAGGGGGUUCAGUUUGUGAUCCUCAUUGUCCUUCUUCCUCAAAUCAGUCGGGCCCUCCUGACUCGUGUCCACAUGAGCGCAUAUGGGACCGAUUUUGCGAUAUCCAUUGCCAGCGCAACGAUGCUGAGCUUAGGCACCUUGCUCCUCGGACUGGGUGUUUCUAUUCCUGUCGCCAUCAUCGGUAUGCCUACCCGUUACUCCUUGUCUCUGAACUAUCGUUGA